AUGUCCUCACUCAGUGAAGUAAAUGUUGAUAUCAAAGAUUUCCUAAUGAGCAUUAAUUUGGAGCAGUACCUCUUACAUUUCCGUGAGUUUGGUUUUAAUACUGUGAAGGACUGUGCAGCCAUAAAUGACAGCGUGCUGCACAAAAUUGGAAUAUCACCUACAGGACACCGUAGGAGAAUACUUAAACAAUUACAGAUAAUCUUGUCGAAAAUGCAAGAUAUCCCAAUAUAUGCAAAUGUUCAUAAAGUGAAGAAAAACGAUGACACGUCAAAGGAUGGCCAUGCUCUCUCUUCUAAUCAGAGUACAAAACUUUCAGGUUCUGGUAGUAUGCAGACCCUUAGCCCAACACAGUUGGAGACUGUUACAAAAAAUCUUAAUCAGAACAACCUUAGUGUGGAAAAUAGCCAGUCUCUUGAAUCAGAUGAUAAGCUGUCUCUUCCUAAACAUGACUUUCUUGUUCCAGAAGAAGAACCACAACUGAAUUUGGAUUCUUUUCAUGAUUCUUUAUUUGGUAGUGAAAAUAUUAAAAUAGAAUCUUUGAUUACAAAGAAGAAUAUGGAUUGUACAAUUGGAGAACCACAAACAGGAAAAGUUGUUUUGAUCUCGGAAAAUAUCAGCAAGCUUCCUAAUGCAGACCCUGAGUGUCUUUCUUCCAUUGGCUGUUCAACAGCAGAAGCAAAUUCUGGAAAUGGAACUAAUGGUUUAUUAGAAAAAUCACCACCAUCCCCAUUCUUUAAAUUUCAAGGAGAAAUGGUUUUAAAUGAUUUGUAUGUGCCAUCAUCACCAGUCCUAGCACCUAUGAGAAGUCGUAGCAAAUUGGUUUCAAGACCAUCUCGAUCGUUUCUGCUAAGACAUCGGCCUGUACCAGAGAUUCCAGGGCCAACAAAAGGAAUUUCAGGGAGCUAUUUUCGUGAGAGAAGAAAUGUUGCUACCUCAGCUGGAAAACCUGUGACAUGGCAGAAUUCAAAUGAGGAGAAUUCAUCUUCCAUCUUUCCUUAUGGAGAGACCUUUCUCUUCCAGAGACUAGAAAAUUCCAAGAAGAGAUGUAUAAAGAAUGAAUUUUGGACAAAUGAAGAAACACUCCAAGGGGCAGCACCUACAGCAAGGAACUCUUUUUUCAUCAAAUCAAGCAUAUAUGAUAACAGGAAGGAGAAAAUAAGUGAAGAAAAAGUGGAAGAUAUUUGGAUACCUCGACAGGACAAAAACAAUCUUCAGAUAGACUCUGCUUCUGAAUCAGAAUACUCAACAGUAGAAGAAUGCUUUCAUAGUUUAAGAAGAAAAAAUUCAAAGGCAUCGAAAUCCAGGACUCAGAAAGUAGUGAAUUUGGACCCCAUUAAUAGGCACAGUUAUCCAUUAAGCUCAACAAGUGGAAAUGCCGAUACAUCAGUGAUUUCCUCAAGUGCAAUAUCUCCUUAUGCCUGUUUUUAUGGAUCAUCUGAAAGGAAGGUUAAAUCAGGAUGGCUAGACAAACUGUCUCCUCAAGGAAAACGCAUGUUUCAGAAGAGAUGGGUGAAAUUUGAUGGCCUUAGCAUUUCUUACUACAAUAAUGAGAAGGAGAUGUAUUCGAAAGGAAUAAUUCCACUUUCUGCUAUAUCUACGGUACGAGUUCAAGGAGACAACAAAUUUGAAGUUGUUACAACACAAAGAACUUUUGUUUUUAGAGUAGAGAAAGAAGAGGAGAGAAAUGACUGGAUCAGUAUACUAUUAAAUGCACUGAAAUCACAAUCUCUUACCUCACAGUCUCAAACAGUUGUUACACCUGAGAAAUGUGGAUAUCUUGAGUUGAGAGGAUAUAAAGCCAAAAUUUUUACUGUGUUAAGUGGAAACAGUGUGUGGCUUUGCAAAAAUGAACAGGAUUUUAAGAGUGGACUUGGUAUUACCAUAAUUCCUAUGAAUGUAGCAAAUGUAAAGCAAGUGGACCGAACUGUGAAACAAUCUUUUGAAAUAAUCACUCCCUAUCGGAGUUUCAGCUUUACAGCCGAGUCUGAAAAAGAGAAACAAGACUGGAUUGAAGCUGUGCAGCAAUCGAUAGCAGAAACUCUCUCUGAUUAUGAAGUAGCUGAGAAGAUUUGGUUCAAUGAGUCUAACAGGAGCUGUGCAGAUUGUACAGCCCCGGAUCCUGACUGGGCAUCCAUCAAUCUCUGUGUUGUCAUCUGUAAGAAGUGUGCAGGACACCAUAGAUCUUUGGGACCAAAAGAUUCCAAAGUUAGAAGUCUAAAAAUGGAUGCGAGCAUUUGGAGCAAUGAACUAAUUGAGCUUUUUAUUGUCAUUGGAAACAAAAGAGCAAAUGACUUUUGGGCUGGUAAUCUUCAAAAGGAUGAAGAAUUACAUGUGGACUCACCAGUAGAAAAGAGAAAAACCUUCAUUACUCAGAAAUAUAAAGAAGGAAAAUUCAGAAAGACCCUUUUUGCAUCUCUCACCAAAGAAGAAUUAAAUAAGGUAUUCAAUAAAAAGACAAAAAAAAAGUGGUGUGUUUUGGAAGGAGGCUUCUUGAGUUAUUAUGAAAAUGAUAAGUCUACCACACCUAAUGGCACCAUUAAUAUCAAUGAAGUAAUCUGCCUGGCCGUACACAAAGAAGACUUCUAUAUAAAUACUGGGCCCAUCUUUAUCUUUGAGAUCUACUUGCCCUCAGAACAUGUGUUUUUAUUUGGAGCUGAAACAUCUCAAGCUCAAAGAAAAUGGACAGAGGCUAUAGCCAAGCAUUUUGUUCCCUUUGUUGCUGAAAACUUAACAGAAGCUGACUAUUAUUUGAUUGGUCAACUCUUCUACAAAGACUGCCAUGCUCUGGAUCAGUGGAGAAAAGGCUGGUUUGCCAUGGACAAAUCUAGUUUGCGUUUUUGCCUUCAAAUGCAAGAAGUUCAGGAAGAUAGAAUGCACUUAAGAAGACUGCAAGAGCUAACAAUCAGCACAAUGGUUCAAAAUGGGGAAAAAUUGGAUGUCUUACUCUUGGUAGAAAAAGGAAGAACAUUAUACAUCCAUGGGCAUACCAAGUUGGAUUUCACAGUCUGGCAUACUGCAAUUGAAAAAGCAGCAGGUACAGAUGGUAACGCAUUACAAGAUCAGCAGCUCAGCAAAAAUGACGUUCCCAUUAUCGUGAACAGCUGUAUAGCAUUUGUUACACAGUAUGGUUUAGGAUGCAAAUAUAUCUAUCAAAAGAAUGGUGAUCCUUUGCACGUAAGUGAACUCCUGGAGAGUUUCAAAAAGGAUGCAAGAAGCUUUAAAUUGAGGGCUGGAAAACAUCAGCUUGAAGAUGUAACGGGGGUGCUGAAGAGUUUUCUCUCUGACAUUGACGAUGCGCUUCUUACUAAAGAGCUCUAUCCCUACUGGAUCUCUGCUUUAGGUAACACAUUACCAUAGAACAUAAUAUAUGCU
Molecule: messenger RNA, 3372 nt
Organism: Galeopterus variegatus (Sunda flying lemur)
Lineage: Eukaryota; Metazoa; Chordata; Mammalia; Dermoptera; Cynocephalidae
Gene: ARAP2
Product: ArfGAP with RhoGAP domain, ankyrin repeat and PH domain 2
Exons: 18
Coding region: 1-3357 (1118 amino acids)
Biological process (GO): signal transduction
Molecular function (GO): protein binding; GTPase activator activity
Source: RefSeq, a predicted model, not a curated record